Messenger RNA from Kluyveromyces lactis, 258 nucleotides. RefSeq lists its product as uncharacterized. Bases 1 to 258 code for a protein of 85 amino acids. Lineage: Eukaryota; Fungi; Ascomycota; Saccharomycetes; Saccharomycetales; Saccharomycetaceae. The transcript has a single exon. The record is from RefSeq and is a predicted model, not a curated record.
AUGAGCGAGCAUCUUCGAAGGAUUGUAGUUGACGGGCUACUGGGCCGAAUUAGAGACAACACAUUAGGAACCUUAGAUGAGCCAAGUGAGGCUGAGGAGACCUUAAUUGGAUGUCUGUUUGCUGAUCUUAUUCGGAAGCUAAUGGAUGAAGCGAAGCUACAGGCAGAAAAGGAUGGCACAAGAACGAUAUCCGUUGGCCAUUUACGUGAUGCAAAAGAUUUGAUACUCGAGUCGUCACCUGAUAACAAUGAGGAUUGA